Lymnaea stagnalis (great pond snail) is the source of this 1909-nucleotide messenger RNA. The record is from the annotation of a GenBank genome assembly. NCBI's taxonomy places the organism in Eukaryota, Metazoa, Mollusca, Gastropoda, Lymnaeidae.
AGUGGAUCAUCUUUCUAUGUUUGAUCUUCUGCGAUUAGAGCAUGUUUUGCAAGGACGAGGUAAUUUCAAAAAAUCAUUGUAGAGUUACAGUGUUUAUAAACACUAUAAAUCUGCAAUGAUUUUUUCGUAUAAUAAUUAAAAUAUUUAUUCACAUUAAAAAAAUUUUAAAAUAAAGACUACUUUUUAAAAUAAUUAUUUUUAAAUAUUCAUUUUCAUAUGUUUGAGGUAGGAAUAUUUUUUAUCAUUUACAAAUUUUGAGGGCAAUAAUAAUUUUAAUAUACUUUUAUAACAUGAAAUAAUUAAUAUUCAAAUACAGUAUGAAGUUUCACAACAUAUAAGAAGAAUGUAAUUAAGUUGUUUUUAAAUAAAACACACCUAUUAACUAUUAAGUUGUCACAUUUUUACAUUAUUGACAUUGUUAUAUAUUAUGUUUUAGGUAUCGACACUAAAAGUGCAAUGUAUAGAUUACAGCGGGUUUUUUUCAUGAAUAACGAAACGUAUCCCAUCAAGUCUACAACAUGUCCUCACUUGCUUGAUCUCUUCCCAUGUGAUGGGUGGGAGUGGGGUCUGUCUCGCCUCUUGUACCGCCGGGCCAUUGUGCAACUGAUAGAAGAGUAUGACAAGCAUUCAAGUCUCCCUAAAGGUAUUUCCCUCAAGUUUCAAUUUCAGAUGAGGAGUUUUUACAUGUAAAGUUAGAUGAGUUUAUUCUAUUAAUUUAUUCCACUUGUCUGGUACAGGUGUCACAUUUAUUUUGACAGCACUGAGUCACAACCGCAUCGCCACUAGUGUAUUUAACAUUUUUAUGACAAAAAGAUAUGCUACAAGUCAUUUGUGUUUCCUUCUAAGGCCCUUACAUAUGGCAAGUCUUCUUUGUUGAAAUGACACAUGAUUUUUGUAUCAGAAUCUUUUAAUAUUUGCUUUAGAAGUGCCAACCAUAUGAAGGUGCAAAUAUUUGUGAAAAACACAGCAGUUAAAUACAAAAAAAUUAAUUUAAUUAAAUACACUGGAAAGUAAUUGUAAAGUAUUCUAAAAGAUCUUUAUGUUAAAUGUAAUUUACUUAAAAGGGACAAAAAGUUCAAUCUCAGUUAAAAUUUAAAUAGUUUGAUUUUGGAAACGUCCAUUUACUUUACUUUUAGUUUUCUAAUUUUCAAAAUAAUAUCUCCCUUAUCUCAGAUUUCUACAUUUAAUAUUAUUAUAAUUCAAAUCUUCUCAUUUGAUAAUGUCAGGGUGUAAAUGAUAUACAUUUUAAAUAUGUAUUUAACAUUUUAUUUGUCUUUUGGUUUGAACACAAACAAAAAUACUUUUAAAAAAAAAUCUUAUUUGAAAUAUCAUUUUUCUAAGUCCUUUAAAACUACAUUGUUUUAUUUGUGUGUUUAUGUUUACAAAAAAUAACUUGUAUGAGUUCUUGAUUUUACAAGACCAGAAAGCUAACUUCCAUUUCAAUGUUUGAAUCACUUAGACAUUCAAGGUCACCUGGUGGAUGUGCAUGCCUAUCUGCUCGAUCUCUUCUGCCCACCACAAACUAUUCACAGAGAGAAGGUUAAGGAAAAAGUACAGAAAUCUGAAGAAAUGGUUUUAACACUAGCAGCAUUGGCAGCACGCCACAUCCUCUUCAUCACAGCUGACCAUAAACAAUGCAAGUUUCUCCUUGACAAAAGAUUCGGAGCUAUACUAGAUGCAUUUUGUGAGUCACUGCUUGUUAUCUCCCUUAUAUUAAAGAGCUCCCCAACUCUUUUAAACUUGGUAAAUGUCCUAAAAAAACGAGCAAAAAGGCUGGAAAGAAUCUGUAUCAAUGUGAUACGAACCAAUGAUUUGCAGUACUUUGACGCCAUUUUGUCCACGUGCAGUGGAGUGGUCAGCUACUAUUUGACAGCUGAGGGCAAGAAGGAGAAAGAACUACUUGAUGCUG